AUGACUUACAAACUUUACAACUACAACCCAUCUGGGGCAGCAGCAGUACCCUUCGCCGCUCUCUUCGGGCUGGCAACUGUCAUUCAUUUUGUAAAAAUGAUCCGCACCCGGUCCUGGUACUUGAUUCCGUUCACAAUCGGUGGCGUCUGUAUAUAUAUCAAUACGACCGAAACACCCAAUUGGAAGACCUUGCCGUACGUCGGACAGAGUCUUCUGAUCCUUCUUGCCCCUGCACUUUUUGCCGCCUCUAUAUACAUGAUACUCAGACGCCUUAUUAUCUCCCUAAAUGCAAGCUCAGACUCGCUUAAUCGACCAUCCUCGUUAACCGAAGAACUU
This is a messenger RNA of Penicillium riverlandense, 336 nucleotides long. Its product is annotated as RTA1 domain protein. Lineage: Eukaryota; Fungi; Ascomycota; Eurotiomycetes; Eurotiales; Aspergillaceae. The annotation marks the transcript as partial. The transcript has 2 exons. The record is from RefSeq and is a predicted model, not a curated record. Gene Ontology annotation, cellular component: membrane.